GCCGAGGGCUGCUAAUAAAGGCUGCCUUUCCCUUUGCUUUGUUACACUACGGACAAAGGGCUGCCUUUCCUGCACUACAGUAUGAAGACUCCAAUAAAAAUCCUGUUUGGUGUUUUGGCAGCCACUAUUGUAACUCUGCUAAUAGUUACAAUUGUCCUAGUGACUUCCGGUUUUAGCAACGGAGACCUUAAAACGUUUUCCUUUGAUGAUGCUUUUAGCCAGAACGUCUCUUACCAGACAUAUCACCAUCUCUGGAUUUCAGAGAAUGAAUAUAUCCGCAAGACCUCACAAAAUAACCUUAUCAUCUACAACGUCGAGACGAGAGAAGCAUCUGCCAUCUUGAGCAAUGCAUCUUUUAAUUCUGUGAAUGCCACUAAUUAUAUUCUGUCUUAUGAUCGAAGAUUUGUUCUUCUUGAGAGCAAUUAUAAAAAGAAAUGGAGAUACUCUUACACAGCUUCCUAUCAUAUAUACGAUAUAGAGAAUGGGAGAUUUGUAAAGGAAAAUGAGCUUCCACCAAAUAUUCAGUACAUCCACUGGGCUCCAAAGGGCCAUAAGCUUGUUUAUGUUUUGGACAAUAAUAUAUAUUUAGUUUAUGAGCCCGGCCAAACAGCGAUUGCAUUGACCAGCGAUGGUAAAGAAAAUGAGAUAUACAAUGGAAUUCCUGACUGGGUGUAUGAAGAGUUAAUGCUCGGUGGCAACUAUGCUACUUGGUGGUCUCCAAAUGGUAAAUUUAUAGCAUAUGUCCAGUUUAAUGAUAAAGAGGUGCCAGUCAUGGAAUAUUCUUUUUAUGGCGAAGAUCAGUAUCCAAGAACAAUGAAGAUCUCUUAUCCAAAGGCUGGAGCAAAAAAUCCAACAGUUAAACUGUUUAUCGUCAAAGUGGAUGAUCCUGACUCUAUAAGAACGGAACAAAUCCAGGUUCCCUCACUGUUAGCAUCAAGUGAUUAUUAUUUUAGUUGGGUGACCUGGGUUCUCGAUGAACGAGUGUCUGUACAGUGGUUGCCAAGGUCGCAGAACAUAUCUGUCAUUGCAAUAUGUGAUUUCAAAGGACGCUCUAACACAUGGGUUUGCCCAAAGAGUCAGGAGCAUUUAGAAAUCAGUGAAACAGGAUGGAUUGGUGUCUUCUUUCCACCUUUGCCGGUAUUCACAUCUGACAACCUGUCUUAUUACCAAAUAUUAAGCGACCAGACUGGAUAUAAACAUAUUCAUUAUAUCAGUGAUCCUGGGGAAAAGCCUCUACCAAUUACACAUGGAAACUGGGAAGCAAUUUAUAUCUACUUAGUUACAAAUGAAGCCAUAUAUUACUCAAGCAAUGAAUAUGAAGAGGCCCCAGGAAGAAGACAUAUUUACAGAAUUGGACUCCAAGGACCCCAAAGAGAGAAACAAUGUAUUACGUGCAACGUGAGAAGGGAGAGGUGCCAGUACUACACAGCAAGGUUCAGCCAUAAAGCAAAGUAUUAUACCCUUUACUGUUAUGGUCCAGGAAUACCUAUUGUCACACUUCAUGAGGGAUUCACCAAUAAAGAGAUCCAGAUACUAGAAGACAAUUCCAACUUGGAAGCCACUCUGCGUAACUUCCAGAUGCCAUCAGAAAAAAUUGGAAAGAUUGUGCAAAAUGAUAAAACAUUCUGGUACAAGAUGACAUUGCCUCCACAUUUCAACCCAAGGAAGAAGUACCCCUUACUCAUUUAUGUGUAUGGUGGGCCAUCAAGCCAGGAAGUAAAAGCUACAUUUUCUGUUGGCUACUCAACAUACUUGGCGAGUACUGAGGGAAUCAUUGUAGCAUCUUUGGAUGGAAGAGGAACCGCGUAUCAAGGAGACAAGUUCAUGCAUGCAAUCUACAAGAAGCUUGGGACGGUUGAGGUUGAAGAUCAGAUAUUUGCAGCCAGAAAGUUUAUUACUAUGGGAUUCAUUGAUGAGAAGCGAAUCGCAAUAUGGGGUUGGUCAUACGGAGGAUAUGUGACAUCAAUGGUCCUGGGGCAAGGAACUGGACUUUUCAAAUGUGGAAUGGCCGUGGCUCCAGUCUCCAAUUGGGAGUAUUAUGCCUCAAUCUAUACUGAACGAUAUAUGGGCCUUCCGACUAAAUCUGAUAACCUUGAAAAUUACAAGAAUUCAACUGUGAUGACCAGGGCAGAGCAGUUCAGGAAGGUAGAUUACCUCCUCGUACACGGAACGGCAGAUGAUAAUGUGCAUUUCCAACAAGCUGCUCAGAUUUCCAAGGCUUUGGUGGAGGCGCAAGUGGAUUUCCAAGCAAUGUGGUACACGGACAAGGACCAUUCCCUCUCUGGAUCAGCGAAGACUCACUUGUUUACCCACAUGACUCACUUUCUUAAGCAAUGUUUUAAUCUUUAAUAAAUGUGUUUCUAAGUUA
Molecule: messenger RNA, 2368 nt
Organism: Xenopus tropicalis (tropical clawed frog)
Lineage: Eukaryota; Metazoa; Chordata; Amphibia; Anura; Pipidae
Gene: fap
Product: fibroblast activation protein alpha
Biological process (GO): proteolysis
Cellular component (GO): lamellipodium membrane
Molecular function (GO): serine-type peptidase activity; dipeptidyl-peptidase activity; serine-type endopeptidase activity
Source: RefSeq, marked provisional